GACACGGAGCGUCGUUGCUGUGGAAACAAGCGAGCGCUGCGCAACAACAGUUUGGUGUUGAGGAGAAACUCAUUUAGUUUUUCCAACAUGGAGAAUCAGAGAGAGUUUGGGAGAGCUGUUCCGGUGCAGGUCACUGUGCUGUCUGGAAAUCAUUUGAGAGGUAGUAGGACUGAUUCGUGUCUCAGUUUUGUUCGGGUGGAGUUCAAUGGAAGUUUGCUGGGAGACUCACAGAAACUGGACAUUGCUGUGGACAAAGAUGUGGUUUACAACUUCACCUGUAGUUUUGAAUGCUCAGAAGUAGCACAUUCACUGGAUGAUGUGGCACAUAAACCUGUCAUAUUGACGGUGCUCGAGAUCUUACCAAAAGAGAAAAAACAAAAAGAGGAGAAAACCACAGUACUAGGACAAGCCGUUGUGGACCUCCUGCCACUACUGCGAGGUCAGUGUAGCUUCUCAUCCACCGUGCUCCUUCAUGCGGUGCCCGGAUCACCGGCAGAUGUUGCUGCACAUGAAGACGGCAUUAAAUCCACACUAGAUGUGAUGGUGAGCGUUCCGGAGCCGUUGCUCUCUGAUGCCCAGCGCUCUGAUUCUAAUGUGCUGAUGGUCACCGUGGAGACGGUGUAUUCCGUUCCCGAAGUCUGGAAUCCUGCCUCCACACCUCCAUCCAGCUAUGUAGCUGCCCUGCAGAUGCCUGUCUCAGCCACGAGAGAGCAAGUGUUGUUGUUCUCCAAUGGCGUCUUAAAAAUGGGUGGCGAGCGGGAGCCAUUGCCAAGACCCAAAAAAUGGCCCUUGGGGCCUCUUCUCACACCAGGAGCAGAGGUCAUUCAGGGCCUUUAUAUUGACACAGAACCCACAGACAUGGAUCACGGAGACCUUACUGACAUAGAGGAUAAUGAUUUCAGAGCAAACGCGGAGUGUAAUGAGAACAGAGUGAGCUGGGAUACAGCACGUCGUUGCUUUAUUGAUGCAGGAGGCGUGGCCUGUCUGUCCCGCAGGAUUGCAGAAUGCAGACUGUGGCCUGUUGAGAUCAUGAAAGCCAAUCAGACGGUUCCAACCAAAGGUGGGAGAUCAGCCAGAGACAAGCUGGGGGAGGAUGAGCCACAGAUUUCAUUUCACGGAGUGGUUUACAUGGAUCUGGUGCCGUUGUUGUACCCUGGAGUACGGCGUAUACACGGGGUGUACAGAAUCUACCCGUUUUAUGAGUCUGAUCUACUGAAUAAGACUCAGAGGACCUACAGCAUUCUGAAGGAGCUCAGCAGAGCACCGCCGACACUGGGCCGAAAUCGAGCCAAUUCCUCCGUCGACUCCUUAAGGGCGUUUCAGAGUAAAACCUUUGAAAACCAAAGAGGAAACAAAGAUGUUCCCAAAAAGCCAGAUUCCCAGGGAAAGCCUGCUCAGUCUGACAGUGUGACUGGGCUGGAGCCACAGGUCAACACGGAGGGACAGAUGUAUGCAGAUUCAAGAUCGUACAUUAUUAUUGAAAUUGCUGUGGAAAAGCCGCUGGUUCCAAAGAGACCACCAGAGGAGCUGGCCAAACGUGUGAUGGAGUUGGUUCCUCCCAGACCUCCUUUGCCUCGACGGCCAGCAGGAGCAGAAAGAGCAGUACAGGAAUACCAGUCUCAGAUAGCGAGUGUGGCCGCCCAGGUGUUGGAUCAGUACCAGCAGCUGUUCGGGAACGCGUUUAUGCCUGGUGGGAAACCUCUGGACCCCGUCUUACAGGAACAACGCAAAACUCAGCUGCUCGGAGAACUCAACUGCUCUGGGAAAUACUUUGCCUUCAAGGAACAGAUGAAGUACUCUGUGGUCCGGAUCGUAAGAGAGAAGAUGUUGAGGACAGAGGCCUUCUCAGAUCCUGAACAGCUCCAAGCAUUCCUUAGUCAGCUCUAUGUGUUCCUGGUGGAUGAGAUGCAUGUUUCUCUCAAUAAGAGCCUGUCAGUGGACUCUCAGGACACGCAUCAUGAGCCUCUGCUGAGCUGUGCUCAACUCAAACACUUCGCCAAAGAGGCCCAACUCAACAAGGACUACCAGCUGGCGGCACAGUACUAUCAGGAGUGUUUGGUUCGAGACCGCAGUGACCCGUCCCACUGGUUUGAUUAUGGAGCGUUCUACAUGCUGACCGAUGACCUCCUGAAGGCAGAGGAGUGCUUUCAACAGGCCUUAUCCAUUGAGCAAACUCACAUACCCAGUUUGCUCAUGUGCGGUGUUCUGUCGGACAUGAAUGAACGCUAUGAGGAUGCAGAGACUUUCUUUGAAAGGGCGACAGGUGUAGAGCCGAACAACGUGGUCGCCUGGACUUUAUUUGGUGUGUUUUGCCAGGCUCAGGACAAGGUAUUCCAGGCAGAAAUGGCUUUUCGGGAGGCCAAUAAGCAUUUUAUUUCCAUCAUGCAAAAUGGCCAGUCAUCUAGACCAAAAGUAACCUCAGAGACUCAAUCUGGUCAGGAGAAGAACCAGAAGGAUGAAACAAGUGAGAUUCCAGCUGGAAAAACAGAAAAGACAGGUGGUGAUACUGAUGAAGGUGCCGUACACGAAGAAGGCAUCCCACAGAACAGAGAGGAGAGUAAACAGGAAGUACAACACCACCUUUCCCCCAGCAGUGUCCAAACCACUAUCUUCAUGGAUACAGUGUGGUUUCUCCUGCACAACUAUGCAUUACAGAUGGCCCAGCGGACUCUGGCUUUAGAGCUGCUGUCUCCAGACAGAGGAACCAUCAGCUCGUAUCAUCUCGCUCUGGCCCAGCUUCAGCUGCUGAGAGGAGAACACGACAGCGCUGAGGCCAGCCUGAAGGAGGCGCUGGCCGACAACUUCCAGAACCCAGACAUAUGGGCCCUGUGGGGUCACUUACAUCACACGAGGGGUGAUUACGCUCAGGCUCAGAGCUGCUAUGAACGGACGCUGGAUUCUGUGCUGGACACUUCAGACACACACUCCAUAUUCCUCCGUCUGGGCUCCAUCUACCUGCAGGAAGGAGAAUAUGAAAAAGCCAAAGCUAUAUUCCUGCGCGCCUGCAAACACUCUCCGUCAUGCCUUACUUGGCUCAGGCUGGGAAUUGCCUACUAUAGACUGGAGGAGCUGAGCGAGGCUGAAGAGGCGCUGACUGAAGCCAACACACUGAAUAACAGGAAUCCAGAGGUGUGGGGUUACCUGUCUCUAGUCUGUUUACGGACUGGCCGAAAACUAGAAGCAGAGCAGUCAUAUAAAUAUGCCAUGAAGAUGAAUUUGCAAAAAGAGUCACUUCUACAGGAGAUCCACGACCUGCAGUCACGUGUUGGGUUCGGAAACCCUUCCUUCUGAUGUGCCAUAGCCACAGAAAUGAAAUUUAAAACAUAAAAAGGUUCAUUACUUCUAAAAAAAAAAUGCUUAUUUGAUGCAUUUUGAUUUAAAUGCUUAUUUAAACUAACAUUUGGGUUUGUCCAUAUUUGAC
Molecule: messenger RNA, 3421 nt
Organism: Megalobrama amblycephala (Wuchang bream)
Lineage: Eukaryota; Metazoa; Chordata; Actinopteri; Cypriniformes; Xenocyprididae
Gene: cfap70
Product: cilia and flagella associated protein 70
Exons: 26
Coding region: 88-3291 (1067 amino acids)
Biological process (GO): cilium assembly; cilium movement
Cellular component (GO): motile cilium; extracellular exosome
Molecular function (GO): protein binding
Source: RefSeq, a predicted model, not a curated record